Molecule: messenger RNA, 2406 nt
Organism: Phaeoacremonium minimum UCRPA7
Lineage: Eukaryota; Fungi; Ascomycota; Sordariomycetes; Togniniales; Togniniaceae
Product: putative mannosyl-oligosaccharide glucosidase protein
Exons: 5
Coding region: 1-2406 (801 amino acids)
Biological process (GO): protein N-linked glycosylation; oligosaccharide metabolic process
Cellular component (GO): endoplasmic reticulum membrane
Molecular function (GO): Glc3Man9GlcNAc2 oligosaccharide glucosidase activity
Source: RefSeq, a predicted model, not a curated record
AUGGGAUUAAUGUGGGGCAAUGGAGAGAGCAGCGACGCACUCGUCAAAUCGCUGCGGGAUACCUGUGAGAAGGAUGAUGACAUCAAAUUCGGCUGGACCGUCUAUGACACCCGGUCUGGAGGCAUCCAGACGAUCAAUGAUACCAGCAUAGAUGUGGAUGUUACUACAUCGUUCAUCAAGACACCCGACGGGAAGAGUUGGGGUGUUCGCGUCGAUGGUGCUCCUAAGAGACGCGCUACGAAGACAGCAGUCAUCUUCCAUCUCGCAUUAGAAGACAUGCCGGACCCUAGCGCUGCAGAAUCACCGACCAAGUAUGUGCGGUGUGAGCCGGCUGAUACGCCCGCAGGAAAUGAUCAGGUCAUCGCUGUCUGUACCGGUGAAGAUCCUUCUCUUGGAGGCUUUGAGAUUCAGGUCAUCAACGUAGCGCAAGGCAACAUCGUCGAAGGUCCUGCGAUCAAGAGUAUCCAGGUUCCAGAGUCUAGUACCUGGCAAGCGAAAUCUGUCCUCACGAGUCAGAUCAAAGCCGCGUCUAGUGCUGCACCGGGAGGGGCGGGGCUACCCAGCGGUCAUCGGACUGCGAACAUGCAUUUUCUACAAGCAGUCUUUGAGGGACCUUUCGAGAUAGACUUGAUCUACUAUUCAAAGUCAACCACGAAGACUAUAACAUCCGCCAAUUUCGCGGGCAAAGUCGAUGAGAUUAGAACGAUGUAUCAGCAACGUAUAAAUAAUGUUUUCCCUUGGGUGGCGCCAUACCACCCUCCUUUUGAGCCCGAGCAUGUCUCAUUCGAACAGUCUUUGCUGUCUAAUCUUCUUGGUGGUCUUGGAUACUUCCAUGGUGACAGCAAAGUCGACCUGACGCACGCUAAAGCAUACGAAGAGGAAAAGCCAGACUUCUGGAAAGAUACAGCCAGUGCGAUGGCGCAAGCGGAAAUAACAACAGCCGAACCAACAUCGCUUCUAUCACAUACCCCUUCUAGGUCCUCUUUCGCUCGUGGAUUUCUUUGGGACGAAGGCUUCCAUUUGCUCCCAGUAGUUGAGUGGGACUUGGACCUUGCAGUCUCGGUCCUGCGCAGCUGGUACAAUCUCAUGGACAGCGAUGGGUGGAUUGCACGAGAACAAAUUCUCGGACCUGAGGCACGGAGUAAAGUGCCUGAGGAGUUCCAGGUUCAGUAUCCUCACCACGCAAAUCCUCUUACCUUCACUGCCCUGGUAUUGCCGAUGAUACUAGAUAAGAUCGAUAACCAGACUUCAUAUCUUGGAAGACCGUCCCAGCAUCUCGCUUCGCCCGAAACAUCCGAGAAACUCCUGCGGGAACUGUAUCCCCUGCUUGUCCGACAAUAUGACUGGUUCCGACGGACGCAGGCCGGUGACUUCAGUGACGCGUACACUCGCCCAAAUGAGACUAUCCCAGACGAAGGCUAUAGGUGGCGUGGGCGCACCCCAGAGCUUACCCUAACCAGUGGCCUGGACGAUUCUCCGCGCGCGAAUGUGCCGCAUCCCGCAGAAUUACAUGUCGACGCGCUGUCGUGGGUAGGCGCAUCCGCUCGCACUCUGACAAGAAUCGCGAAGUAUUUGGGCGAAGACGGGGAUGCCAAGAUGUAUGGCAAACAGGCGAAGAAUAUAGAGCACAAUCUCGAUGUUUUACACUACGACCCGGUAGGAAGAAUCUACUGCGAUUCUACGGUGCUGUUCAAGAGCGACUCUAAGGAUGAUUCCAAGGAUGAGACAAAGGUUGAUCCAAAAGGUGAAUAUAAGCAGGUGUGCCAUAUUGGUUACAUCUCACUCAUACCAUUUCUGACUGGCCACCUUGGUGCGGAUCACCCCAAUCUCAACGCCGUUCUGGGUUUGCUCAAUGACCCGAACAAGAUCUGGUCGCCUUACGGCAUUCGAAGUUUGAGCAUCAAGGAGGAUAAGUAUGGACAAGGCGAUGACUACUGGCGCGGUGCUGUGUGGAUGAACAUCAAUGUCCUAGCGGUACUACGGCUCAACGAGAUAGGACGGUGGCCCGGAAAAGAGCAGAAGUGGGUGCAGAAGCUCGCGCAGCAGCUAAGGCGCCGCAUACUGGCAAAGGUCUUCGACAGCUGGUACGACACAGGUUUUGUGUGGGAGCAGUACUCUGAUGUCACUGGACAUGGCAGGCGAGGCAAGGGCUUCACGGGAUGGACAGCAUCUUUACUUCUUUUGAUGCGCAUGGAUGACACACCGUACCCUGUGGUGGAGAACCCUGGAACGUGGACUCCCGGCCGCGUGAUCGCAUUGGUGUUGUUCUUGGUCGCAGCGGUGGCAGGCAUCGUGACUGUGGCCAUACGGCGAGGGCUACUGGACCGCUUCGGCUGGGUGAUGGACAAGGCGAGGGAGAGGUUUAACAUACCCGUGUACAAACAACUAAAGGGAGACGUGUACUAG